Labrus bergylta (ballan wrasse) is the source of this 3150-nucleotide messenger RNA. RefSeq lists its product as uncharacterized. Gene Ontology annotation, biological process: regulation of gene expression. Gene Ontology annotation, molecular function: POU domain binding; DNA binding. Gene Ontology annotation, cellular component: nucleus. NCBI's taxonomy places the organism in Eukaryota, Metazoa, Chordata, Actinopteri, Labriformes, Labridae. The record is from RefSeq and is a predicted model, not a curated record.
ACACAGACAGAGCUGUCAGUGAUCACCUGGAGAACCAGACAGGUGCUGAAGGCAGACUAGUUCACACCCAGCUGUAGACAUUAGUUACUUUCGGUGUAUACAAUGAGAGGACGGUUCAGACGAAGAGACCAGAGGGAAAGAGGAGAAGAAACAACAGACCUCGGGGCUGCUGGGCUCUCACCUCUGCCGGGUGAAACCGCGCCAGGCUUCGCCGAGACACACACACCUGUUCCGGGUUCAACUCUCCAGGAUGAAGGCGGUAGUAAACAAGGUUCCAGAUGUUCUAUUUAUGAUGGUGAAAAGGUCUACCUGGGAGUCCGUGUUAAAAUGCCAGUAAGGGAUCUUCUAAGAAACAUCCGCCUCGCCCAAGGCGUUGAUCCUCAAGAUUUUCAGGAGAUGAACGGCAAAUCAGUCCUAGGAGAAAAGAAACGAGUCCAAACACGCGCAGGACGCCGAACCACCAAGAGGAAACGCCCCACAAAGAGCCUGGAGGAGUUGGCAAUUAUAGUGGAGGUUCUGGAAGAGGACCUCAGGACUGGAAACAACUACUGCUCCACUCCCACGACUCUGUCCUCACCCUUCUCUGCCGGGUCCCCCGAGUGGUCUCCAACCGGUGCUGGAUAUAACAGUGACGAGUCUGAUGAAAUGAUCCCGAGCCCCCAGUCCUACAUGAGCUACUCUCCCUGCUCAGUAGACUACCAGCAGGCCCUGUCUCCUCCAGCCUUCAUGCACACCGGCCUCCAGCCUACCAGCUACUGUCACAGUGGGAGAGACAGGGGACAGGGGGAGGACUGGUUUGAUUCCCUGAACCAGAAUCGGGACAGCUCCGCUUUCUUCUUCACCCAGCUGCAGAAAGAGGAGAGCGCGCUGAGACACAUCGCUGACUCUGUGCUGCUGUCCACCGACGACCAGGGCAGGACAGCUCUCCACAAAGUUGCAUGUGUUGGAAAGAGGGCGCUGGGAUACGCCAUCGCCAAAAGGAUGGCCACACUCAACAGCCUGGACCUCAAAGACUCUGAAGGAAUGACUGCCCUGCUCCACGCAGCCAAGCACAACCACCACCUGAUGGUGGCAGAUCUGAUCCGGUUGGGGGCCAACGUCAACGUGACCAACAACUCAGGGAAGUCGUGCCUCCACCUCAGCGCUGAGAAAGGCUACAUCAGAGUCCUGGAGGUUCUGAAACAAACAAUGAUGGACGGUGUGUUUGUCGACGUUGAAGCCACCGAUAACUCAAGGAUGAGUGUCCUGCAGUGUGCUUCAGUCGCUCUGAAAACCGCAGUGUGUGAGCUGGAAACCAGUUCAUCUCCCAACUACUCCACACUGCACACGCUGCACCAGGAGCAGAUGAUGGAGACCCUGGAGUGUCUGCUGCAGAUGGGCAGCUACCUUCAUACCAUGGGGAGUCAGACGAUGCAGCCCAGGUUUUUCUGACCCUGGUGGCACGUCCGCCCGGCAGGGCUUCCCGGACCCCGACAGUAAUGUUCUGAGUUGGUUUAGGCUUCAGUUUGUCCGAGACAGAGACCAUAGUUAACUGAGUAUCUGUUCUCUUGACGUUCCAAGCCGUUUAUGUAAUGCAUCUGAGGUUCUGUGUGUGGUGGAAAUGUCUGACUUGCAAUCAGACACUUUCUUUAAAGCCUGCACAGAAACAUCAGGUGCUCAUUAGGUGGUUUCUGUGAAACUUCCAUUGUUUGUUACAUUACAGUAACAAGUCGUCCUCAGUCAGUGUGUCUGUGGAGAUGUCAAUGUGAAACCCUAUGACAGUAGUUUAUGUAUGUAUUAGAAACUGUAGGGUCAUUUAUGGAAGUGUUAGGAGUCCAGUUUGGUUUUAUAAAUGUGGACCCAAAUACAGACAAAACACUUUUCCAUAAGCCCCUGUCAGAGUCAUAGGAUGUUGGAUCUCUUUAAAGACGUUGGUACCUGAGGACAUUCAAAUGUUUGUUCAGCAUUGUGUGGUGAUGGGGAGUAAAGACUACGUUUUGAUCCUAUUCUGUGCAUGUCUUAGUUCUGUUUAUAUGUCGCCUUUUCAUGUAUUGACAAGUUUUGGAUUCAUCUAAAAAAAAAAAAAGUCAACUUCACUCUGUGGAGUCUUGUGUAACGGGCUGUGUUUGACCUGUUUACAGACCUGUUUUAGAAACACACCCAGGACUACAGGGAGCAAGGUUACAAAAUGACUUUUUAGUUUUAUUAUUUUUUGGCUUUUCGUUUUCAGUUUCAUUUGAGUUUAAUCAAGUUUUUAAUGCUGGUUGGUUAGUUUUGUUUUUAGUUUGUGAAAAGGCUUCGUUUUUGUUUCGUUUUUGUUUCGUUUUAGUUUUUUAGUCUCUGUAUCAUGAAUCUUAAGCACCUUUUUUAAAAUACUCUGUUAAAUAUUGUUUAAGGGGGAAAAAGUUUUAACUUGUGCAAUACCUAGAUAAUGACAUGCCUGAGACUAAUCAUAAUGAUAGAUUAUAUGUGACUCAGCAUGAGUGGAUCAAAGAUAGAAGCUAAGGUCAUUUUCUCUACAAUUUUAAUUCAUUAUAGUUUGUUUUGUAAACACAUAACACGGUUUCAGUUAUUGUUUUUCAGUUAAGCCUGUUUGUCAUUUAAGUUUCUGUUAUUGUUCUGUUGACAGAGAAAUUCAGUUUAAACUUUCUGUGUGUGCCAUAAUGAGGCUUUUCAACAUGUGUUGAGAUUAGAGAUAUUUGAGAUAUGAGAUAUCACAAAGGGUUUAUAGAUUACCAAUGACAAAAGAGAUGUGAGACAGCUUUUAAUCUUUGUGUUCUCGCUAUAGUGCACAUACACGACAAAAAAUGUGAUUCUUGCAUGGAGGAAUAUUUUUUUUUCCUCUGCAAGAUGACUGUUUAUCAUUAAGACACUACCAAAUAAGCUAGGAACUGGUGUUUGAUUACUCCUAACCUUCAAAUAUCCCCGGGCUGUCAUGCCCUCAUAUUUCUCAAGAGUUCAAAGCUAACGCUGACAUGCAUCACAAACAUGCAAACACACAUGAUGACUCUGUUUCAGCUGGCUUUUUGCAGUUUUUGUUGUUGAGCAAGUUAUGAUCAACUAUAUUAUUUUUGAAUGCAUGAUCAUUUACACUGGAGAUGGGAUUUGGUUGUCCACAUCAUAUGUUGUGUUUUUGUAUCAAUGUUUACCAAACUAAGAGAUAAAAUAAAC